Messenger RNA from Rhodofomes roseus, 2502 nucleotides. RefSeq lists its product as uncharacterized. Bases 169 to 2502 code for a protein of 777 amino acids. The record is from RefSeq and is a predicted model, not a curated record. The transcript has 18 exons. Lineage: Eukaryota; Fungi; Basidiomycota; Agaricomycetes; Polyporales; Fomitopsidaceae.
GGCUCGGCCGCAGGCACACUGCGGGGAUACAUGGCCCGCCGUCGACUUUUGGUUGGGACCUGCUCGACUGUUCUUGUGCUCAGUCUCAUAUAGCUACUCGGAUACCCAACUCCUGCGUCGGACCAUCUCACUGGAAGUUGAAUACCCGAAGGCCCUCCGGAGAGCACCAUGGACGAGGAGCAAACAAGUUCGCUGCUCGGUCCCACCCCAGAAAUGCUUGCAGCCGUCAAGGUAUUUCCGCUCAUACCUGCCAUCAGGCGCGACGUGGAAAAAGACAUCGACACGGCAUUGAGCUGGGAUCAGCUCACCGCAUCCGACAUCAACUUCGCCGUUGUGCGCCCGCUGGUCUUUAAGUACGCCAAGCUGGAUAACAUGGCAGUGGUGUAUGUGUGUUUCGUGGUCCGUGCCCACUUCCUUUCAGAAGCUGCAGAGGACCUCGCCUACUCUGGAGUCAUGUACUCUAGAGCAAGCCUAUGCGAGAUUCUCGCUAUGAAAUUGCUUGGAACAUUCGCCUCGACCAAGAUGCGACUAGUCGCUGCUUUGACGGCUACGUGGAGCCCGUUGGCAGGUGCCCCGCCAGACGUGGUGCAGGAAGUAAAAUCAAUAAUGGGGACCGACGAGCAGGACGAUCCGCAAUGCGCCCUUGAGCUCGCAAUAUCCACGGAGGCCAAGGCCUUCUUGUCCUCGCCGGUGGUGCAAACAGUAGUCAACGACAUCUACUCAGGACGGGUCAUAUUCUCCAUGGCGUCAACUCAUUCUGUUCUCGCUGACAACUACAAGCCGCGUGCUAUCGAAAUGUACGACUACCGCAAGGCACCUUUCCUCGAUCACUACCGGUUACGCGUACCCAGAUACGGCGCCAUCCUCGAAUUCCUGAACUUCGCUUUGCUACUGACAACCUUCCUCCUAUGUCUUUCGAAUCGCGAAGUAGGCGGGAUGAAUGGCUUCGAGAUAGUAUUCAUUAUGUUUGCUGCAGCGUUCACACUGGAGGAGUACACAGCCUCGAAAGAAUACGGAUGGGGAAUUUAUAUGGCAAGCUUGUGGAACGUCUUUGACACAUCAUUUGUGGUACUAUUUAUUGUGUAUCUCGGCUUCCGGAUCAAAGGCCUCGUCCAUCAUGACGUGGAUGCAUCUGAAAUGGGAUUCGAUAUCUUGGCUUGUGGUGCAUGUAUCCUAUUCCCUCGCCUCGCAUUCUUCGCCGUCUCAAAUAACGUGGUAGUAUUAGCCCUGCGUGCGAUGAUCGUAGACUUCAUUUUCUUCGUCGGCAUCGCAGCGAUAUGCUUCUCAGGGCUGCUCUUUACGCUCCACAGUCUAGCUGAGGACGCAUGGAGUGUCAAGGCUAUCACCUGGCUCAUGGUUCAGAUUUGGUUUGGCAACACAUACCUUAGCUUCGCACAAGCAUCAAGUUUCCAUCCAAUAUUCGGACCGAUCCUUAUGACCAUGUUCGCUGCACUGUCAAAUACGCUCUUACUCACGAUUUUGAUAUCUAUUCUCAGCAACACGUUCGCACAGAUUGACGCAAAUGCCAAACAGGAGUACCUGUUUCAAUACGCAAUCUCAACGAUUGAAGGUGUCAAGUCAGAUGCGCUCUUCAGUUACCAGCCGCCGUUCAAUCUACUCGCAUUCGCGAUCCUUUGGCCGAUGAGCUUUGUCGUCUCUCCGCGAACGUUGCACUCCGUCAAUGUCUUCCUGAUCAAAGUGACGUCCUUCCCGUUCUUGAUCAUCAUCAGUCUCUACGAGAGAUACCUUGUCCCCAGUCAGACAUGGCGGGAGAACGGCGCCGACCAGAGCAGCUUCUACUCACGUCUCACGCGCAAUGUGAAGAAGAUACCCUUGUUCGACCUGCUUGGGUCGGGAUCCGCCGACAUCUACGACGCUAUCUUCGACGUCGAAGUCUCGAAUGAGACCGACCUCUUCGACUCAGAUGACGAGCACGAACCCGAGCGCGCAGCGGCGCCCGGGGAGGCGCUGCUCUCUUUCCCUUCGCGCGACAGCCUGCGCCCUCUGCCGGCCUCUCCGACGCGCCCUUCGCGUCCAUCAACGGCACACCAACAGCCGGAGACUCCGCGACAGAGGCGGCGCACUAGCCUACCACGGUCGCCGCCCUUGGGCAGGAGUCGCAGCCAUCGCGAAGGCGUCUCACCUAGUGUUUCGCCACGCCCGCGCAAGACGACCUUACCCACACUGCAAGCGUCAGGCUCUGGCGAGGUGCAGACGUUCGGGCCGCGCAGCCCGCUGAGCAGGCUGUACAAUCUCCGGUCUAACGGGUCCGCGAGCCAGAUGGAUCGUGUAAGCUCUGCCGCGGCCGGGAUGGAUGCCGGCGUUCGCAAGCUGGAAGCCAUGGUAGAAGAUGUGAAGGCCCUGCCCGUGAACAAACUCAAGGACGAAAUGAAGGAGCUGCAGGACCGGCAAGCACGGAUUGAGAACUUGCUGCUCAUGCUCACGCGCGGCAUGCGCAACGAGAGCACCUACCAUCAUUCUCCCAGACACGAUACGCUAUGA